Messenger RNA from Vicia villosa (hairy vetch), 603 nucleotides. RefSeq lists its product as uncharacterized. NCBI's taxonomy places the organism in Eukaryota, Viridiplantae, Streptophyta, Magnoliopsida, Fabales, Fabaceae. The record is from RefSeq and is a predicted model, not a curated record. Bases 1 to 603 code for a protein of 200 amino acids. The transcript is spliced from 3 exons.
AUGGGCGAAGAAGAUAAUAUUGCAGGCUAUGUGUCGAAGGUGCAUAUUUUGAUUCAUCUAAUGAAAAGCUGUGGUGAAACCCUUACUGAUAAGAUGAUAGUUGAUAAGGCAAUGCGUACAUUGACCUCUCACUUUGAUCACGCUAUAGUAGCUAUUCAAGAAUCCAAUAAUAUUGAAACCAUGAAAUUGGGAGAUUUGUUUGGUUUGUUAGAGGCGCAUAAGUUAUGGAUUGUCGAGAGGAAAACACUUCAAGAAUCGAUACAAGCUCUGCAGGCCGAUGAUAGGGAUUAUGAAUCCUCGAAAAGAGGAGAAGGGAACUCCUAUCAGAAAGACAAAGAAGAGAAAAAAGUUGCAGAUGACCAUGUUGACUCCAAAAUAUGGUUCCGCGAUACACGUUGCUCGAAUCACAUGACUGGUAGCAAAUUAUGGUUAGCAAAUUUUGAUGAGUCGAAGAAGAGUAAGGGCAAAAUUGCUGAUAAUAGCUCGCUACAAGCAGAAGGUAAUGCCGACAUAAAUAUUCAAAGGAGCAAUGGAGCAAAAUCUAUGAAAUUCUGGUAUACAGAUCUCAGAUAUCCUAAUAGAUGUCGAGACAUUAAUCUUUAA